GCGCUGGAGAGCAAUCCCCAUAGGGAAGCCUUGAGCGCCCACCUGCGCAGGUGCAGAAAGGAAAGCAGGCAGGAAGAGGGUCCCGCGCUGUGUCGGCUCCUCCUUUUCCGAGGGGAGAUCCAAGGAUGGACUUCAACAUGAAGAAGCUGGCCUCCGACGCCGGGGUCUUCUUCACCAGGGCCGUCCAGUUCACGGAAGAGAAGCUGGGCCAGGCGGAGAAGACCGAAUUAGAUGCGCAUUUUGAGAACCUCCUGGCGCGUGCGGACAGCACCAAGAACUGGACGGAGAAGAUCCAGCGCCAGACGGAGGUCCUGCUGCAGCCGAACCCAAGCACCCGGGUGGAGGAGUUCCUCUACGAAAAGCUGGACCGGAAGGUCCCUUCUCGGGUCACCAACGGUGAGCUCCUGGCCCAGUACAUGAUCGAGGCCGCCAACGACUUUGGCCCAACAUCCCCCUACGGGAAAACCCUCAUCAAAGUGGGUGAGACGGAGCGGCGCUUGGGUGGUGCUGAGCGGGACUUCAUCCACUCGGCUUCCAUCAACUUCCUGACCCCGCUGCGCAACUUCCUGGAGGGCGACUGGAGGACCAUCUCGAAGGAGCGUCGGAUCCUGCAGAACCGGCGCCUGGACCUGGACGCCUGCAAGGCCCGGCUCAAGAAGGCCAAAGCCGCCGAAGCCAAGGCCGCGUGUGAGGGAGAUGCCGUGCCCGACUUUAACGAGACUAGACCACGUAAUUACAUUCUCUCUGCCAGCGCCUCUGCGCUGUGGAGCGACGAGGUGGAAAAAGCGGAACAUGAGCUCCGGAUGGCUCAGACGGAGUUUGACCGGCAAGCGGAAGUGACCCGCCUCCUCCUCGAAGGGAUCAGCAGCACCCACGUCAACCAUCUCCGCUGCCUCCAUGAGUUUGCAGAAGCGCAGACGACCUACUAUGCCCAGUGCUACCAGUACAUGCUGGACCUCCAGAAGCAGCUGGGCAAUUCCAGAGGAGAAAUGCUUCCGGGGACUUUUGUGGGCAACGCGGAGUCCGUCUCCCCUCCGCCGGACAAUGCUUCCCCUACUGUUGCCGCCGCCGCCGCCUCCGUCGCAGGCCCGGCCGUGCCCACCAUCCCAGUUGUGCCCACUGCUGUCGGUGCCCCGGGAUCCGCUCCGGCCGUGGAAGCGCUCAACGCCAGCGACGUGAAGCCUCCGGCCAGCGGCACCCGCAAGGCCCGCGUCCUCUACGACUACGAGGCCGCCGACAGCAGCGAGCUCUCCCUGCUCUCCGACGAGAUGAUCAUGGUGUACAGCCUCCCAGGGAUGGACCCCGACUGGCUCGUCGGCGAGAGAGGCAACCAGAAGGGCAAGGUCCCCGUCACCUACUUGGAACUGCUCAGCUAAGCACACACUCCCGAAGCAAAGCUUCCUCGGCAUCAUUUUUGUCCCCCCCCCCCCAAAAGGGUUUUUAUCCAAGACCAUUUGCUCGUUUCCGGUCGGAUUAUAUUCCCUUCCUCUUCACUUUGGGUCGAGGUCUCACC
Molecule: messenger RNA, 1513 nt
Organism: Anolis carolinensis (green anole)
Lineage: Eukaryota; Metazoa; Chordata; Lepidosauria; Squamata; Anolidae
Gene: sh3glb2
Product: SH3 domain containing GRB2 like, endophilin B2
Exons: 13
Coding region: 126-1376 (416 amino acids)
Biological process (GO): membrane organization
Cellular component (GO): membrane; cytoplasm
Molecular function (GO): protein binding
Source: RefSeq, a predicted model, not a curated record